GCGCCGUCAUCAUGGGCGGUCGGGAUCGAAGCUCCGCCGGUAACCGAGAGUUCCCGUUAACCGAGUGAGACUCGAAUAUUAAGUCGAAUAUUAAAACGGAGACGUGAUAUUAGGGGGAAUAAAUUCCUAUUCUCGACUGGUCGUCGAAAGGAAUAAUUUAACGGGGUUGCGAGUUACUCGAAUGGUUGCCCCGGUGAAAGAGACAUGGUUAUGUACGAUAAAGUGAUAAUAUCCUGAGCGAAUUCGAGAGCUGGUCGAGAAGCGGUCGGGGAAAGGUGGUGCCGUAGAAAGGAGAAGAAUGGAUUGGCUCAGGAGACAGGACGCGAGGGAGGAACUGGAGCCGGCCAGGGACAGCCCGGAAGCGAAGACAGCUGCGCUCACGCCGGAUGAAGGAGAAGAGUGCUACUUCGAGGAGGACGCCUCUAUGGACGAGGGAAUGGGUCUGGAUAAUGUCAGCUCGGCGACCCUAAGGCCCUUCAACUCCGACAUGAACACACCCAGGAUUGACAGCUACAGGUUCUCCAUGGCGAACCUGGAAGAUUCACAAGAUGUCGACCUGGAUGCGAUCCUCGGGGAAUUGUGUGCCCUGGAACGUCGUUGCGACGGCGACAUCGCCGCGACGCCUUCCGGAGAUGCCCAACGUCCGGGUCGACCAAACAGCACGAGGAUCAAUCAGGGAGACGGUAGCGACAUCGGCAAAAAUGAAGGUGGAAUGCGAACGGACAGUCCGGACAACGACAGUGCCUUCUCGGACACUGUGUCCAUGUUGUCCAGCGAGAGCUCGGCGAGCAGCAGCGGAUCAGGACACAAACCACCUCAGACCGCCAUGCACACAACCCCUCAACAGCAACCCCAUCAACUCAUGGAUGCUGCUAGCAGAGCCAAGGCGGAGAAGAUUCGCCUGGCCCUGGAGAAGAUGAGGGAGGCCAGUGUCCAGAAACUCUUCAUCAAGGCCUUCACCCUAGACGGUAGCGGGAAAAGCCUCCUCGUGGACGAGGGCAUGAGCGUCGCUCACGUUUGCAGACUGUUGGCUGACAAGAAUCACGUGCCGAUGGACCCAAAGUGGGCAGUAGUGGAGCACCUCCCCGACUUGUUUAUGGAGAGAGUUUACGAGGACCACGAGCUGUUGGUGGAGAACCUGCUUCUGUGGACGAGGGACUCGAAGAACAAGCUGCUCUUCGUGGAACGACCCGACAAGACGCAUCUCUUCCUCAGCCCCGAAAGAUUUCUUCUGGGUCCAUCCGACAGGAGCACCGCCGAGUACGACGACCAUUCGAGGAACAUCCUCCUCGAGGAGUUCUUCUCGAGCAGCAACGUCGGCGUGCCCGAGGUCGAGGGGCCACUGUACCUGAAGUCGGAUAGCAAGAAGGGCUGGAAGAGGUACCACUUUAUCCUGCGUGCCUCGGGACUUUACUAUUGGCCCAAGGAAAAGGCCCGAACAGCUAGAGAUUUGGUUUGUCUGGCGACGUUUGACGUCAAUCAAGUAUACUACGGAGUGGGUUGGAAGAAGAAGUACAAAGCACCAACCGAUUUCUGCUUUGCCGUGAAGCAUCCUCGACUUCAACAGCCGAAAUCUACAAAGUACAUUAAAUUCCUUUGCGCCGAAGACAACGCGUCCUUGGAGAGAUGGAUGGUCGCCAUCAGGGUCGCGAAGUAUGGAAGACAGCUGAUGGAGAACUACAGGACCCUGGUGGACGAGCUAGCGCAGGAGGAUCUGGACCUUUUAGCUCAUGCCCGAUCAUGUUCCGUCAGUUCCAUCGCCGUACCACCUAACCAGAUGCAGUACAAUACGACUAAUGACAAUGCCAGACAGUUUACCGAGAUUUCGAGGCACACGACGACGAACGACACGAGACAAUACGAUGGACAACAGACACGACCGAACUAUAAUCCGGAGCAAAGGCAAAGCUACAAUAACGAUGGUAGACUCAGCAGAGCCAGUAGUUCCAGUUCCAGUGGAUGUCUAUCGGAUGGGGCACCAAGUAGUUGCGAGGUGGCUUUCGAGUGCGGCGAGUUCCCCACUGGGACGAUUAAGAGGAAGCCUUCGAUGAACCCAAAGCUUCCCUUGACAUCCAUCACUCGACAGCUGAAGGAAGUCGGAGAAACGGUCCGCGACGAGCCCGACUCUUGUCCGAGUCCUACGAGCUCAGGGUCAGGAACCUUGACUCGAAGGCACAGCAGAAGAAGAAGCGGUACCGACUCCGAUGGCUCUGGGACCUUGAAGAGACACCACAGGUCUGGAAACGCCACUCCUGUUAGUCCAGUUCCUCCGAGCACUCCCGUGAGGGAGAGGACCAGUCCUAUGGGCUACACCAGGACAGACAGUCAGGAGGCGAAGACACCUACUAGUCCGAUACAGCCUUGUAUGAUGGAUUCCAUAGUAUCUCUGCCGCCACCGCCUUCCCCGCCGAGAGUAGCAGAAGAAGCAGAGUCUGAUGGAGAACCGCUGCCGCCGCCGCCUCCGGAAAUGUUCAGAUCGAAUCUCUCGUUGGACUCCCUCCCACCCCCGCCAGCACCUGGAGAAUUUCCGAUGUGCAAUACACCGGAACUCACGGGAUCUUCUCUCAGCCUGGCUUCUCUUCCACCACCCCCCAGCCCUCUGGUCGGGGAGACCGGAACCAUAAGACGAGCCAGACCCAAGCAGGCGACCCCAACGAAUCCCUUAUCUCCAGACAGCACCCCAACCCACAGUCCAAGACCAGCGGCCAAUCAAAUCUACUCGAGUAUAAAUCCCACGAUUCAAAGUAGUCCAUCGCAGCCCAAUCAAACCUAUUCCUCCAGUCAACCCCCUGUCACCGGCAACGGCGCCAAUUGUUCGCCUCACAAUUCUUACCCCGGUUCAAAUGCAAGUACCCCAACAUAUGCCCCUAGUUCCCCCAAUUUCAGCACGCCUCCUCCAUUCGUGCCGCCCCCUGCAUAUGGAACGCAGCAAACAAACUCCCAGCUCUCCAGGCAGAACUCCAAAACGGAGCCCGUUUACGGGGUUCAUCAGGGUCUCCAUCAGGCGGUCCAAGCCAUAAGGCCCAAUCCCAACAUGGACACCGUUAGGAGAAGUGCCAUGAAACAAGGCUCCGGGCACUAUGCAACUCCUCCAUAUCUCGCGGAGCUUAAAGCCGCUUCGAGUCCUCAACCCCAGCGUCGGGUGACGAUCCAAGAGCCGCCGACGUCCCCAAAAUCGAAGACAGGUACAGGGAAGAAGAUCACGUUCAAUCUGCCACCCCAACAGGAGCCUGGAAGCCCUGCCCUACCGCAACGCAAACCCAUGCCUCCCAGGAGAUCCGACAGUACGAGGUUGACUUCUCCCAAGAAGCUCGCAGCUUCCGACCAAGCCCCACCUGGAGACUUCCUGAAAGACCUACAGAGGGUCAUGAGGAAGAAGUGGCAAGUCGCGCAGAAGUGUAAGCUGGAUUCGACCACUACGCCUCAUGAGGUUCUGGGAUUCAGGGACCCGCCCCCGGCCAUUGCUGAUUAUCGCGAGACCAACGUGUCCAACUGGGUCCAAGAGCACUAUGGAACUGACAAUUUAUACGAGAACGUCUACACGACGGAUCCCAAUGCUCCUGUCGAGUACGCAUCCAGUCCUGCCCAUCAGCCUGGCACCGUUAGGUUUGCCGACGAGAACCGGUGCAACAAUAUCGCCAGCGCCAUCGCCAGCAAGAGGAGACCGCCGCCACCACCUCCGAAAAGGGCGGAGACCACGCAUUUAACCAGCAGGGCGAUGCACUGACAAUAGCAGAGAGUCCAAUCCCACCCUGAAAGGAGGUGGUAUUGCUGUCUCUGCAGCUGGUGGAAGGACUGAGACCACUCACGGUGGACGUUUCUUGGUCCUUUCUGGAGAACCUGGAGAACCAUUGUUUCGUCCACUGGAACCUGAAGCGAGGCACCGUGGAUCUGCUUGAAAAGCAGGGACGAGCUCGACCCCGACUAACCGAACGAAUCCUAUAGUGUAUUAUCGAUAAUCGUCAUGGAUCAUGGAUUAUAUGUAUCAUUAUCGUGUUAUGUAUCUUGUUGAGGUUGAGCUUCCAUGUGGUGCACGUUACCAAGGUGUGCGUCGAUGUCCUUGUAACGAUGCUCAGGGACCGAUCUGGCUUGGAGAACCUCGAAGACCUUGUCUCGAGGACCUCGAUGAUCGGAAGUACUCCGGACAACUUGGGAUAGGUCGGGGCUGCGACCUAGAAUAUUGAUAGAAGUUUCUUGAGCAACCUCGGACAUCCUUCCUGGGAAUCUUGGUUUCGAAAACCCAGGGGCACUAUAGAAGACCCAGGGUAGCUCGAGGACACUGCCAAGGAAAUGCCGUUGAGUGAUGGGGACGCUGAUCCUGAAGAUGUUGGGCUUUGCAAACCCCUGAAGAGGCCCAGAACGCAACCAGGACUCGCUGUCUAGCUCACAAGGAAACACUGCCGCACACGUUAAGGAUGUGAUAUAAACCCUAGGUCAGCUUUAUCAACGCAUCGGACGAGUCGCCAACAUAUUACCGUGGGUUCUGAUACGCAUUUUUACGCAAAGGGGACACGCGGGGAACACGCAGACGUGCCGCGCGGCCCCAGGUGGAGUUAAACACGGAAAACUGGAUAAGGUCUCUUGACUUCACCUGGAGUCGACGAUGCUGAUACUCCAGAACAUAAUGGUGGACCGCAAAUCAUACACAGUCAUAUCGACCUCUCGUGAUAUCUCCGAUCAUCUUUCCACCCCUGUCGAAAGUUCGCUGAUCGUCAGGCUCCCGGUUUUGCGCGAAUUUGGGAUACCUGUCCAGUUUGAUACGAAUUUGGGAAACCUCCGAAUUAUCAGAUUUAUAAAGUAAGCUAAUACGUGUCCCCAAUGUGGCUGCCGAGCCCGCUGGCUGAACGGUGGGCCUGCUACUUUUGCAUAUUUUGUAACGCGCAAAGGAAAAAGUUUUAUAAUCAAGGUGCUUUAUAUAUGACAUAUACACUGUGACUCUACGUUAGGAUUAAACGCUGUAAUAUGGUAUAUAUAUACAUAGGCAUACACACGGAAUCGCGCGCAUAGGUAGUUAGGUAGUUAGGAACCUCUUACAUACGGUUUAUACCUUAACGAGACCGUGGAAACGUGUAAAUGCGGAAACGCGAUAAUACGAAACUUGAUGUGCGAUUGAAAUUAACUUAAGACCGAAGCAUACGCGGUAAACCCGGCAAAUCGAUGACCACGCGAGUUCCAUCACCACGCGACACUCCCACAUAUUAUAACUGAGAUCUCGUUUAUGCCAUUUUUUGAUAACGAUAUACAUAAAGCAUCGCAAGUGUGACUCGUCAGGCUCGAAUCGAGUACCUUUACGUAGAGGUGCGAGUCUUCUCUUUUCCCCGAUGCAAGUACGCGAGUGGUCGAUGAUAGUUUCUGCGUCGAGUCGCGGCUUAAUCGAAGGAGGGUCUGCCUUCGUUAAAAGUCCCAUUGUCGAAAUUUUCCCCUCCCUUUCUAUUAGGAAAAGUGAGCCCUUAUUGUCGUGCGUCUUCGAAAACGAAGUGCCUAGAGUUUCGCAUUGGCCCUCGAGCCUGAGGUACUUUAAGAGUCCGGGUCGAGUCUAAAUUUUCAAUUAAUUGAUUAAGGGCCUCCAUGAUGAACCCUAACGAAGGGUUUGCAUAAAUUUUAGGCGAAUUACUGUAGCUAGCUAUUGGCACUUUUCCAUAUACUCGACAUUUUGGUCCAUUGGUAGCUGUACCGAUAUUAGCAUCGAAGGGCGUGGACUGAUUAAUUCGACGUCGAUUAUGGACUUAAUCAGUCAUGUUACCUCAAAAUUCGCCGGAACUGAUGACCGGAAAACUGCCAUGAUUUAGGGUCGAGUUUUAGACUAGAGAUUUUCGCGACUGCUCGAGUACUUCGCGGUCUUAGUUUUAAGAAUUGUACGCGAACGUGCGUGUACCUAGCCGAUUAAUUGCGAGGUACACCACGGGAUAACCCCUCGUCGGGGCGAGUAGUUAUACAAAAUCGAGAGGAGAACUUUUUGGGACUAAUCGAUUAAAUCGAAUCCCAUGAUAGGUAAAAACGAAGGACCCGUAUCAAAUUUCUAUUCGUCUUAAGGUAUACGGCUAAGAGUACUUUUUGGAUCCCUCGAAGUAAUACUCUUCACGUCCACGUAUGAGACUGGUUAAAAAGGAAAAAGGGAGAAAUUACGAAAAUUAAGUGCGAUGCUCCGAAGGGGUAACCUACCGACACCUCUUCACUUUUCGAACUUUUUCGAAGAGGAAGGCUUUAGGGAAGAAGCACGUCCUAACUUUACGAGGAACUUUAUGAUUGGCGAUUUACGGCUCCCGUUUGAUGGGACUAGAUAGCGCGAUACGUGUAAUCAAAUCGAACCAAUUUACCGAUCCCGGAGACUAAACCGAUGUGUCUGGAUGUUUAAUCGAUAUGCAGUAACGGGAGGAACAUUCAUGUAAUUUCGUAAAUCGUGAGCAUGUGUGUACGUGCUUUCGCAUGAGAUUUCCGAAAUUGGUGUCUCUUUGGUUCUUUUUUUCUUCUUUUAUUUUAUUUUAUUUUUUUCAUGCGAAGACCUAACGGGCAGCGCGAAGCAGGUUAGACAAUACGGUUCGAUAAUUUGUCUGAUAAAAUUGAGAGAUUUUUAUUUUCAUUCAAUGGGGUCGUCAGGAAUGAAUUGUUCUUUUUAACGACGAAGCGCGAGAAGAGGGAUUUGAAAGGUUCGACGGAAACGUUCAUUAUUUACAUGUUUUUCUCUUAAUUAUUGCGGGUCUCGUGGCCUCCCUUAAGGCUUGCGAGGAAAAUAGAAUUUUGAUUUUCCCAAUUUAAAUCGAAAACGGUAACGAUUCGUCGGAGCAAAGAUCUCCCGUGGGAUGUUAAUUCUCAGUGCAAUUGGCGAAAGUGUAACUCGAAAUUUUGACUAAUCUGUAGCGGGCGAUAUAAUAUUUUCUACUAUAUCGUAAUAUUUCCUCUUAACUUCUAUCUCUUAAGUUGUACGUACGUUUGUGUAAAUAUUGUAACGAAUGGUACUACGAGGAUGAAAAUUAUUAUCGAAGAUAUUCGCGAGCGACUAAUAUAAACAGACUAUUUAUGGACGAGAGAGGGAGAUAGAUUGCGUUUGAAGAAAUUCUUUGUCAGGAGUGAUAAGGAGGAAAUUUUCGAUAAUUGGCGAUUAAGCCUCUUUCCCGAGGAGGUAGUGCUGGUAAAUGCAAUUUCCUUGGGUCUUGACAUAAUAUGCCCGGUUUGUACGCUGAUCUAUUUAUGCGAAUGGACGAGACUCGUUUUCAAGGCUUUCGAAUUUUUUCUGCCUGUACUUUAUUUGUCUAUACUUCGGUAGAGAGUAGAGUUUUAGUCCUUUUUACAGGUUCUUUCAUCGAUGCGAGUGUGUUCGACUUUAGGAUUGUGACAAUACCAUUAUUUUGAGACUCAAUGCCAGUUGUUCGGGUACGAUGCUGAGGAAAGCGCGCUGCGGUUGAAAUAUUAUAGGUAUUAUAUUCAUGUUUUUAUGUAAAUAAAUUUUUGGUAUAUUUCAAACAU
Molecule: messenger RNA, 7464 nt
Organism: Orussus abietinus
Lineage: Eukaryota; Metazoa; Arthropoda; Insecta; Hymenoptera; Orussidae
Product: abnormal cell migration protein 10
Exons: 9
Coding region: 299-3727 (1142 amino acids)
Biological process (GO): signal transduction
Source: RefSeq, a predicted model, not a curated record